This is a messenger RNA of Nerophis ophidion (straightnose pipefish), 1027 nucleotides long. Its product is annotated as MICOS complex subunit mic25a-like. Gene Ontology annotation, biological process: inner mitochondrial membrane organization. The transcript is spliced from 8 exons. NCBI's taxonomy places the organism in Eukaryota, Metazoa, Chordata, Actinopteri, Syngnathiformes, Syngnathidae. The record is from RefSeq and is a predicted model, not a curated record. Gene Ontology annotation, cellular component: MICOS complex; mitochondrion. Bases 153 to 824 code for a protein of 223 amino acids.
CGUCGAGGAUACUGCGGGGCCACAGUGACCUUGAUUGGAGCCUCUUCAGCAGCGGCGAGUCCAGCCUGCUGGAACAAAUGUCUGACUGGCGGCCGUCAAAGCUGAACUAAAUCCCACCUAAAACAUCCAGGUGGGUCACAAAGGUGCUCGACAUGGGAGGGAAAGUAUCUUUUGGACUGGACGAAGAGGAGAAGGUCACCGUUACUGAAGGAGUGAAGCUGUCGGAGGAUCUUCUCAGACGAAUGAGGGAUGCCAGCUCCAAGAACUCUCAGCAAGACGCCCACAGAACAUCAAAUUUAAAACCGCCCAGAGCGUCUACCACUGAAGUGCAGGAAGAAAUUCGUAGAAAUUUUGAGAAGCAGCAGGCCUUGGUGCAGGAGCAGCUGGCCAGACUGGACCAGACUGUGGGCUUUGACCACCCGAGUCCCUCGGUCAUCAUGGAGAAAGGGAAGGCCCGUGGGGAGCAUGAAAAGGCCAAGAUGCUGAGCAGACAACUGGAGAGAAAAGAGCAAGACCUGGUUAGCCUUUCCAACUUCUACAAACAUCAGAUUGAGAUACUGGAAAACAGGAACCUCGACGCUUACCAACAGACCACUGACCAGUACAAGCCGGCGGCCAGCAAAACUGAGGCCAAAAUCAGACCCCAGCAGACCCCGGCCCCGUGCACCGAGCUGCAGGCCCGGGUGCUGCAGUGUUACGCAGAGAAUCCUCAGCAGACUCUGCUCUGCUCCAGCCUGGCCAAACAAUACAUGAGCUGUGUCCUGCAGGCCAAGAAGAGCUCGCUGACCAACGGCGGACGAGAAGCCCCGAGCAAGAAAGCGUGAAGAGCAGGAGCGAAGACGAGGGAAGAUGUCAAAAAUCCCUCCAAAUUCUGGCCUCCCUCUGUGCUUCUGUCCAUUUUAUUUAUUUAGCGCCUCCCUCCUCUCCUCCGCUCGCCGUCUUUCUGAGUCUAUUUCGCCUCUACCUGAUGCCCUGAUUUAUGGUCAAGUCGCGCGGGCACACCCAAAUAAAAACCCCGUGGUGACGA